AUGGCCAUGGCCGACCUCGUAAUGCCCCGACUGCCCGACCAGCAGCAAUCAUUCUGGCACCGCCAACCAACCGGCCACCAGCGCUCCUUCUCCUACCACAUGCCACAACCGCAACCACAACCGCAGUCGCAAUUCCACCACGCACUGCAACAGCAAUACCCUCAGCAGCAACAGCAGCAGCAGCAGCAGCAGCAGCAGCAAAGACAGCCAACACCACCGCAGUCGCAACCCCUUAUUCAGCAGUCUUCCGACAUCUCGCCUCUCAGUACCUCCAACAGCACGUCGCCAGUAUCACCGAAGAACUACCACGGCCGCCAGGUACGCCCGCUUUACGUGCCUGCCGUGCUACGUCCCAACGAGUACCCAUCCGACGCGCAAAGGCCCAUCGCCUCGCCCAAGGGUGACGGAGACGACGAUGAGCGUGCCAUCCGCUCCAGCGGCAGCUUCACCAGCCUGUUCGGCAUCUCGAGCCUGAGCAGGCUGUCGAGGAGGUCGACCGGCGACAGUGGCAAGAUUGUGGAUUGGGAUUGGGAUCUGGCAAACUACCCCCAGGUCCACGGCCAUCCCACCCGGAAGCACUGGAAGUCUGAUGCCGACUCCGAGGUCUGCGACGACCCGACCUGCAAGAAAUACUUCAACUACUUCGUUCGGCGCCAUCACUGCCGACGCUGCGGCAACAUAUUCUGUGACCCUCACUCCAGCUACGAGGUGCCACUGGACGAGAGCGCGAACUACAACCCUCGUGGCCUGCUCAGCCGCUCAUGCGCCCACUGCUACGGCGACUUCAAAGUAUGGCGCAGUCGGAAUAGCAGCGACGCCUCCAGUGCCGGUCAACGCCCUGCGAAAGGGAGUCAGACCGUGCCGGCGAGCCCAAUUUCGGCCAGUCCUGCAAAGGGAAGCCCGACCACCCCGGGCAAAGCCCAGGCUGAAGUGGCAGUCAGUGUGCCGAGCGACUGGAACUGGAGCACCUUCUGA
Molecule: messenger RNA, 975 nt
Organism: Diaporthe citri
Lineage: Eukaryota; Fungi; Ascomycota; Sordariomycetes; Diaporthales; Diaporthaceae
Exons: 2
Coding region: 1-975 (324 amino acids)
Molecular function (GO): metal ion binding
Source: RefSeq, a predicted model, not a curated record